AUGAACUACAUACUGUUUGUCACCUUUGUUGGCGUGGCUGUUGCCUUCCCCAUCAGUGCUCCUGCUGAUGAUGAUGAUGACAAGAUCGUGGGAGGCUACACCUGUGCAGCGAACUCUGUCCCCUAUCAGGUGUCCCUGAAUUCUGGGUAUCACUUCUGUGGAGGUUCCCUCAUCAACAGCCAGUGGGUCCUGUCAGCUGCUCACUGCUACAAGUCUCGCAUGCUAGUGCAGCUGGGGAAACAUAACCUAGCGCUCACAGAAUCGACACAGAAGUCUAUUAGUUCAGCUAAAGUCAUCCGCCACCCUGGCUACAGCUCCGCAACACUGGACAAUGACAUUAUGCUCAUCAAGCUUGCCGAACCAGCCCAGCUCAACCAAGCUGUCCAAACAGUUCCUCUGCCUACCAGCUGUGUGACUGCAGGCACCACAUGCCUCAUCUCUGGCUGGGGCAACACACUCAGCAAUGCCAAUCUGUAUCCAGAUACCUUGCAGUGCCUGAAGGCUCCUGUACUCUCCUCAAGAGAGUGCGCCAAAGCCUACCCUGGGAAAAUUACCAAGAACAUGAUAUGUGUAGGAUUCAUGGAGGGAGGGAAAGACUCCUGCCAGGGGGAUUCCGGCGGUCCAGUAGUCUGCAAUGGGCAGCUCCAGGGCAUUGUUUCCUGGGGUAUUGGAUGUGCGCAGAAAGGCUAUCCCGGGGUUUACACUAAGGUUUGCAAUUAUGUCUCCUGGAUCGAAGCAAUUAUGUCUGCCAACUGA
This is a messenger RNA of Fulmarus glacialis (Northern fulmar), 756 nucleotides long. Its product is annotated as trypsin I-P1-like. The coding region runs from base 1 to 756 and encodes 251 amino acids. The transcript is spliced from 5 exons. Gene Ontology annotation, molecular function: serine-type endopeptidase activity. Lineage: Eukaryota; Metazoa; Chordata; Aves; Procellariiformes; Procellariidae. The record is from RefSeq and is a predicted model, not a curated record. Gene Ontology annotation, biological process: proteolysis.